Messenger RNA from Talaromyces atroroseus, 582 nucleotides. RefSeq lists its product as hypothetical. Bases 1 to 582 code for a protein of 193 amino acids. NCBI's taxonomy places the organism in Eukaryota, Fungi, Ascomycota, Eurotiomycetes, Eurotiales, Trichocomaceae. The record is from RefSeq and is a predicted model, not a curated record. The transcript has 2 exons.
AUGCGCCCAUCAGCUCACUUCAUCCAUCUACUCUCCCUCUUCUCCCUCCUCUCCCUUUCUCACGCAGACUCAGUACUCUUCUCUCAAUUUGUUGGCGCCACGGCCAUCCCUGCGACCUAUGUCGGGACCCUGUCAGAGGCUAUGAGUAUAUGCACCAACUACAUCCAUCAAAUACCCAAUCCAUCUGGUCUCCCCGCCACCGCAUUCAGCCAGAUUUUCCAAGAAGAUGUCGACGGCGUGUGCAAAUUUUGCUCUAGCCUUGCACAGACUAGAAUUGAUUCUUGCUGCGGCCAGGCGAGUUCAAGUGCUUGUUUUGCUGGCUUUGGUGGCGACGCAGUGCCGGCCACGGCAUCGGCAUCGACAACAGCAUCAACAUCAGCUGGCGGCUCGACGAUAAUCUCUUUUCCAACGUCUGUUGCAGAUAGUGCUUCUUCAACUACGACGUCGGCAACUGCUACCAGGACCGCAGCUGCAGCUACAUCGUCAGCUAUAACCACCACGUCGGCAUCCAAUGCCAAUCAACAUGCAGCGGUGCACCUUGUCCAACCCAUCGCUAUUGCCUUGCUCGGCUUAUUGAUCUGA